Molecule: messenger RNA, 865 nt
Organism: Leptonychotes weddellii (Weddell seal)
Lineage: Eukaryota; Metazoa; Chordata; Mammalia; Carnivora; Phocidae
Gene: GYPC
Product: glycophorin C (Gerbich blood group)
Cellular component (GO): membrane; cortical cytoskeleton
Source: RefSeq, a predicted model, not a curated record
AUGAGGGUCCUCACCCCACCAUCUCCAGAGGUGAGAGGUCAAAACACAGGCUUCAGGAGCCUCAGUGCCAUGAAUGGCUCUUCUCUUCUGUUCACAGAACUGGACCCUGGCCCAUUUUUCCCCUCGUUGGGGGCGAACAUCGCCAUCAUUGCAGGCGUGAUCGCCGCUAUAGCCAUCGUCCUGAUCUGCCUCCUCAUCGUCAUGCUACGCUACAUGUACCGGCACAAGGGCACAUACCACACCAAUGAGGCCAAGGGUACAGAGUUUGCUGAAAGCGCAGACGCAGCCCUGCAGGAUGACCCCUCCCUCCAGGACACAGGUGACAACAGCAGAAAGGAGUACUUUAUCUGAGGGGCACCAGGCCUCACCUCCCCCAAUGCCUCCUUCAACUCCAUAAGAGAAGAUACAUCCCACAGCCCCAACCUGCUAUCUGCACCACCAGGCAGACCAUGAGAGCACCCACCUCAUCCCAAGAUACACACCUGGCCUGGGAACACUAGGUGCCAGCCUGGGGAGAGAGAGGGAAGAAGGAGGGACUGAGCCGUGAGAGGCCUGUCCCAGGCACCAGGGGAUGCAGUGGCCACCCAGGAGGCCUGCCUUUGCUCUGCCAGAGGAAGAAAGUCUGGGUUCUCCUGGACAGUGCAGUUUGUCAUCAGCAUGGUGUGAAAGUCCUUGCUGGGUGGGUGGGCCUGAGGGCUGGGGAAGCAAGGAAGUGAGUCAUCUGUAAGCUGACUGGGGAUAAUGGCAUCAAAUGUCAGUCCUUGACAUUUGGGGGGAACAGCAGGUGCCAGAGCUAAAAGGCACUUUUGUCUCCCAUUGAUCCAGCUCUAAAUGAUUGGAAAUAAAUUUGAAAUGUAACCAAGCA